AUGGGCAGACGUGAGUUUCACAACUUUCCGAAUUUAUCAGUAUUCUGCAGUAACGACGACUUGUUUGCCUACUGCCAACAUUUGGAAAACCUCCACAUUGACUUCACCGAACGAUACCAGGACAUUUUAAACUUGGAAAUACCAGACUGGGUGUUGGAUCCGUUUUCAAAUGUCAACACAGCAUUGUCACCUCAGCUGGAAGAAGAACUUAUAGAAUUGACAACAAACGAAGAAACAAAAAUCAAGUUUAAAAAUGGAUAUCAAGAAUUUUGGCUACAAAAACCGAUCCCGCAAUUGUACCCUGGAUUGUGGUCAAUUGUUCAACGAUUCUUGAUAGCAUACCCAUCGUCAUAUUUGUGUGAACGUGGAUUUAGUGCUGUGGCAACGCUGCUUACUAAAAAGAGAAAUCGUUUGCGUGUUACCGAACGUGGCGACUUGCGGCUGUUUUUGAGUAAAUUGGAACCUGAUAUCAACAAACUUAUUGAACAGCAUCAGAUUCAACCUUCACAUUAG
Messenger RNA from Colias croceus (clouded yellow), 513 nucleotides. RefSeq names its product SCAN domain-containing protein 3-like. Bases 1 to 513 code for a protein of 170 amino acids. The record is from RefSeq and is a predicted model, not a curated record. The transcript has a single exon. Lineage: Eukaryota; Metazoa; Arthropoda; Insecta; Lepidoptera; Pieridae.